AUGGUAAACGUCCAGGAACAAAACGAUACGCAAGGCGGCGGCGAGGACGGAUUAGAUGAACAAGUCGCCAAGUUAAUCCAUAAACAACCAUCAGAACCCACUGUCUUGGACGACAUCGCACGCGACUUAGAUGCAAGUGAGAAAACUGGCCCAGAUGCCAGCGAGAAUCUGGCAACCAUUCUAAACUCUCUCUUGAAAGAGAAGUUACCGGAAGAAAAGAUUCAAUCGAAGAUUGAUCUUUACCCUCGAACACAGAACGUGACUGGUCUGAGGAAGCCACUUGUAAACCACCUCAUGAUAUGGAAUCAAAUGUCCGCUACUUCGAGAACCAGCGAUUCCAAGACUCAAAAGUCGCAAAAUACACUAGUGGCAGGCGUUGUAGCCAUGAUGAAGGCAACCGACCUAGCGCUUCAAUCGGGACUUAAGGACGACAGAGAACUUGUACAGUUUGUGAUGGACGCUAUUGCACUGACACUGCAAAGCAAUCACGACUGGAACACCCCACAACGCCGAGCCAAUAUUUCGUAGUUAGAAUAACCUUGAAGGAAGUAAGCUCGAAUUACUGGUUUCUGUACAUUUAACCCAGCAUCCUGCGUGGCUGGUGUGUAAGCUGGUAAAACACGAGAUAGGUUUUAUACAAAAGAACAACACGAGUACAACUAGCAUCAUCGUGAAAUAAAUCCCUACUGGUUUAAAACACAGAAAGAGUAAGAAAAGCGACUAGGCACGACUCGAAACUCAGCAGUCGGAACUCGGAAGUCAGAAGUCAGAAUUAAGAACCAAAACCACGAUAAGCUAAGAAAGGAACAAAGACGUAAAAAAAGAUCCUCACUAUUCUCACAUCAAAAGUUGAUUAUUUUUUCAGUGUCGAGUAUAUUCAUUAUAUUUCCUUUCAGUUUCGAUGUACUUAACUAAUGUUGAAUUAUUUAAGUUAUUCUUCUGAUUUGUUCGUGCUAUUACUAUUUUUGCUCAUGCUUGUUCGGUCUCUCAUUGUCAAAAACGACUAAAGUCGUGAACAACACUGUACUCAGAUUGGAUUUUAAAAUGGUUAGAAACUUAAGGUUGUGUUUAAUGUUCACAAACGCAUACACUUGCUGACUGUAGAAUAAAUUUCUUCUUACCGCACUCGGUUUUGCCUCAUUUAAUAUUGAAUAUUUUCUAAUUUAUUGUACAGUCAGUACGUGCGUGUAUUUGUAAACAAAACACUUACCUCAGUCUCUAAUCCCUAAAUAUGUGGGGUAAUAUAUAUGUACUAAAUACUUAACUGUAUCCCACUUACCUCAUUUGGUCAUAAAUAGCCGAAUGUUAUGUCUCUAGUGAUUAAACAAGUAUUCACUGAUGUGGUCUUAUAGUGCACCGUACUGCUGGCUUUUAUACUAUGUACGGCUUGAAAUACUUCUGCCUGAAAUACGAUAUGUAGGCGAAUAAGUUUUAAAGGAAGUUAUAGGGCAUGCCAUUUCAAGGCCAGAAGUGAAUAAUAGCGAAUAAUAAUCUAUAAACACAAUUAAAGGUAUUUUAAAGGUA
This is a messenger RNA of Actinia tenebrosa (Australian red waratah sea anemone), 1524 nucleotides long. RefSeq lists its product as uncharacterized. NCBI's taxonomy places the organism in Eukaryota, Metazoa, Cnidaria, Anthozoa, Actiniaria, Actiniidae. The record is from RefSeq and is a predicted model, not a curated record.